AUGCCUCCUCCCCCUCCUCCGCCACCACCUCCGCCACCUUCUUUCAUUGCCCCCAGUACUGGUGGCGCUUCUACUCAGCUUUCUAAAAAGCCCGCAGCUUUGCUUGCUGAAAUCCAGAAGGGAACUAGUCUCAAGAAAGUGGUCACGAAUGAUCGAUCAGCGCCUCAAGUUGGAGGGAAAUCUAGCCCAUCGUUUGGCGGAGGAAUAAUCAAUCAGCUAGAACGAGAGCCAAAACCAGGGUCUGGCGGUCGCGCUUAUGCCGCUGGGAACGUUCCGACUUUGGGUGGUCUUUUUGCUAACGGGUUACCUUCCAAACCUAGUGAGAACAAAAUUCGUCGAGCUAACACAUGCGCUGCAGCAGCUCCCACCCCGUCCCCUCCCCAUCCUUCGACGCCAGUCGUUAGUGAAGUUACUCACUCCUCAGUCCGCCCUUCCCCAUCAACUGGUCUUGCUCCUGCUCCACCGGCUGCCCCUAAGCCCUCGGAUUUGAUCACAUCUAGCAAACCUUCACCACCACCCCCACCUAUGCAAGUGAAACCUAUUAUAAACUCGAAUUCUAAUGGACGUGAACAGUUCAAAACCAUGCGACCAUCUAAGCCAGAAAUGAAUCAUUCGAGUUCCAAGUUAAGGCGAAGUGGCAGUUCAGAGGACUUCUCGUCGCGCGAAGCUACUCCUGUUCGUGGUCCUCUGGCCCGUCCUACAUUCCAUCCUCCGCCCCGACCAACUGCACCUCCUCCACCGCCACCUGUUGUGCGUACAAACGGUAACAAUGCUCCUGAACCACCACCGCCACCGGCCGUGGGGCCGAUUGCAUCCACUCUUACCAGCAGGUUCGGUAGCUCACCCGCUGUGAGUUCGAGAAUAGACGAGAGCGCCCCACCGCCUCCACCUCGCGGCGCGUCCAAAGUAGCAAGUUCUGCCGGUUCUCCUCCAGUUGUAAUGCCGAAGUAUCCAGUAAAGGAUGCUCAUCCUCUUGACCGGUUCACCUUUAAACCACUCUCAAGUCUUCCUCCUCCUCCAAUACCAUCUCAAGGACGCGCGUUGUGA
This is a messenger RNA of Necator americanus (New World hookworm), 1047 nucleotides long. RefSeq lists its product as uncharacterized. The record is from RefSeq and is a predicted model, not a curated record. The transcript is spliced from 8 exons. Lineage: Eukaryota; Metazoa; Nematoda; Chromadorea; Rhabditida; Ancylostomatidae. The coding region runs from base 1 to 1047 and encodes 348 amino acids. Gene Ontology annotation, molecular function: actin binding.